AUGCCGUCUGAUCUGGAGAGAGCGAUGGAGACGCUGAUCACAGUGUUUCACCGUUAUGCAGGCAAUGAAGGAAAUACAUCAACAUUAAGUCGCAAAGAGCUCAAACUGCUGAUGGAGACCGAGUUGGCCAGCUUUAUGAAGUCUCAGAGGGACCCUGCUGCCGUAGAGAAGAUUAUGAAGGAUUUGGAUGGUAAUGGUGAUGGAGAGGUGGAUUUUGAAGAGUUUGUGGCUCUUGUGGUGGGCCUGUCCGUGGCCUGUGAACAAUUCUACAAGCUGCACAUGCAGAAGACAGGGGGUUUCAAAAAGCAAUAAAAGAUGACUGUUAUUUAAGUUUGUUUAUAAGUUUUAAUAAACCAUUUCAGCCACA
Carassius gibelio (silver crucian carp) is the source of this 367-nucleotide messenger RNA. Its product is annotated as protein S100-A1. NCBI's taxonomy places the organism in Eukaryota, Metazoa, Chordata, Actinopteri, Cypriniformes, Cyprinidae. The record is from RefSeq and is a predicted model, not a curated record. The transcript is spliced from 2 exons. Gene Ontology annotation, cellular component: cytoplasm. Bases 1 to 312 code for a protein of 103 amino acids. Gene Ontology annotation, molecular function: calcium ion binding.